CUCUUCAUGGCAGCGCGAGUGGUGGCGUGACGGUUAGCUUAUAGUAGUACGUGUGCUUGUUGUUGGGGACAGGCUUGUUGGCGCUGAGGCUAGAAGCCCAAGAGGGAGAGAAACGCCUGCGACACUCACCUGACUGCACAGAAUCCAUAGAACCCGGCAGACAGGAUUUUACAACCUGCGGAGACACACAAGGGAACUACACGCCCGGGGAGAACGUAGAACCGACAGAACCGAGGGGAGGAACCGAGAGGGAGCCGGAGCCUGGUGCUGAAGCUGGUAUGAGAGAAGUUAAGGGAGAGGGCUGUUGAGGUGUCUGGGUGUGAUUGGGCACCCUCUAGUGAACAUUACUACUACUACUACUGCGACCACUAAGCUGAGGAAUCAGAUAUUUUCUGUUUUGGCUACUUUUCGCCCAUUGAGCAAUUCAAGAAGCCUCUGGUUCAGGGUUAAAUAGACACCAUGUGGUGUUUGGAGAUGCUUCUGCCGCUGUUGCUAAUCAUCAAAGAUGUCAGUGGCCAGUGGAACGUAUGGAUACCCAGGGACAUCUCGGCCAUGACCAACUCCUGCGUGGUCAUCCCCUGCACAUUCAUGUACCCGUCCGGUAUCCGUCUGCACUACGGCAUCCACGGAAUCUGGUACUUUGGCCAGCCCUACCCCCAGCUCUUCCCACCUGUGGUGUUCAAGACGCGCACAGAAAUCGUACAUGAAAGUUACCAAGGGCGUACCAAGCUCAUCGGAGACCUGCACCAGAGGAACUGCACUCUGCUCAUCAGUAAUAUUGGUACAGAGCACUCAGGGAGGUACUACUUCCGUGCCGACCUGGGCGGUGCCAACAUCUACACCUACCCAGACUUCUCUGAGCUCAAGGUGCUGGACCAGCCGAACAUUGACAUCCCUGAGGAGAUAGUCGCAGACGAGAAUCUGGAGUUGACCUGCUAUGCUCCAGACAACUGUCCAGAGAAUAGCCCAGAGAUCCAAUGGAUGUACACAGACUACCUGCCUGAACCUGAGUAUACCUCAGACUACGUGGCAGAGAGCAACACAGCCGUGCUGUCCAGCACGCUCACCUUCACCCCCAGGCCCAUGCACAACGGUCAGCUGCUGGGCUGCAGGGUCUCCUACCCCAACACCACCCUGGUCUACGAGAGACUCAUCUCUCUGGACGUCAAGUAUGCCCCUCGCUCGGUGUGGGUGAACGUGUCCGCGGAGGUGAUGGAGGGCAGCUCGGUAACGCUGCACUGCGAGGUGGACAGUAACCCUCCUCCCAGGAUCUCCUGGCUAUUUGGGGACCAGGAGCUGCUGUGGGACACAGCCUCCAAUGCCUCGUUCUCCCUGGAGGACUUAACCCCCUCUCAGGAGGGUAUCUACACCUGUGUGGGGGAUAACGGCUACGGCGUCAUGAACACGUCCAUGUAUCUGGCCGUCUUGUACCCUCCCAGUGAGCCAGUGGUAAAUGGCUCCCUGACCAUUUUGGAAGGUUCCUCCAUCUCCCUGCAAUGUAGCACACAAGGCAAUCCCACACCCACCCUCACCUGGCUGAAGGACGGGGAGCUGGUGGGCAGCAUCACGGCCGCGGAGGUGUCUGUGCUGGAGCUUCUGAAGCUCAACCCUCAGGGAGACGGACAGUACCGCUGCCUGGCAGAGAACGAACACGGACGAGCCAGCAGCUCCCUCAACAUCACUGUGGAAUACGCCCCAGUCCUUCUGGACGAGUCCAAGUGCACAGUGGUGAGGGAGGGAGUCCAGUGUGUUUGCAUGGCUACGGGUAAUCCUGAGCCCAUCAUCGAGUUCUACCUCCCCGACAAGAACAUCACCGUCAACGACACGGACGGCCGCUACAACUACUACACGCACACGGACGGCCACACGUCCACGGGCAUGAUCAAACUACGGGAGAAGGGCGAGCGCCUGGGCAACGGUGCUGUCAAUGUGCACUGCAGCAUUAGCAACAUGUACGGGUCGGAGAGCUUUCAUCUGGAGCUACAGCAGGAGAAGAAGUACAUGAUGGCAGUGAUCGUUGGCACCAUCGGUGGAGUGGCUGUCAUCGCCUUCAUCAUCGCAGCAGUGAGAUAUGUGGGCCAUAACAACAAGAAAGAGAAUGGCAACCCUGGGCAGGACCUGGUCUCUAAACUGGAGAACCCAGCAUUGUACUACAGCACAGUCAAGAAGGACAAACAAUGUUUGAGGAAGAAAGUGCUUAAGACAGAGCUUCUGGGCUCAAAGUUUAACUCCAUUCUAGAGGAGAGCACGGGAGAAGACGGGGAUUAUCAAUCUGUGGGCUCUAUGGCAGACCUGGAGAGGCAAGAGCUGAACUAUGCCGCCCUGGAGUUUCUGGGGGCGCUCCAGGGAUGGGGGGGCCUCAGGGAGGGGGGAUGACGGCAGCGACUACACCGAGAUCAAGGCCAAAUGAAUCGCGAUCCUUCCCUGACCCAUCGUCACCGCGGGACACAGUGGCAGCCAUGUUGUCGCCCCCUUCCUCACGUCAUUCACCCCCUCUUCAAACGUCUUCCCCCCUCCCCCGUGGACACCAUCACCACCCUUCACCAUCACACCGAGAUCCCCCAUCGUCUCCCCCCGUCCCUGACUCAUCUCAAAUGAUGUCCCCGUUAGUUGACCCCCAAGCCUCCAGGGGGAGCCCCAGUGACAUCUCGCCACCCAGGACUGCUGGUAGCUACUUGCAAGGUCGGAACACGGCCCAGUGGACAAUGUAAAAAGAUCUUUGUAUUAUCAGCAGCUGUCGGUCUCCCAGCUCUUACCCUACUGGUCAUAGUCACAAAACUUCCUCACAACAGGUACAAUGUGUUAGUUACUGUACUGUAUCAUCUAGAUUCAAUGUUGCUAUUCCCAUCUCUAUACCAUUAAUUGUUGGCAUUGCCAUCAAGCUUGGGACACAGUAACACAUUUUCUGGGGCUCCCCUUCUGUAUGUCACCCUAUAUCAUACUUAUAGCUAGCCUGGUUAAACCAGAUUGAACGCUGCGCUCACCAGUUUUCCUGUGAAAGGCAACGCAAUCAGCUUGGAUACCAGGCUAACUAUCUAGAUCUGUCCAUUAUAGUCCUUCUCCACUGUGUCCGCUGCCAGUCGAAGUGUCUGGGAAAGGGGUGUGUUUUGUGCUUUUUAUUUUCUUAUCUCUAUUUCUGACCCUGGAUCUGGAGGAAAUGAAGGAUCUCUUCUCUCUUCCUGAUCCAGUGGUUGUCAACACUGACCAGUGUUCAACAAACGUCAGGCCUGAUACACAUCCAAUUGAAGCCUGUCAUCUUCAUCUCACAUAUUCUGUUCCCACAUAUAGUUCAAUAGUGAUGUGUGCUGUGACUCAGUGGCUUUUGAUGAUGAUGAGAAAUGAAUAUUUAUUUGAUUUUAUAUAAAGAGAGAAUAUGGAUACUCUUAGAGGUUUGUCCAGCCUUGAACACAAGGUUCUGUUCGUCCAAGAAGUGGGCUGAUUUUUUUAGUUCUGAUGCAUUAUAAGCACUGGUUGAGUUGUGGUUUGCUCUUCGGGAACUGUGCCGGGCUAACACAGAAUGUUCUGUUUAUGCCAUUGCCCAUGAUUUAAUUAUAGUAUUUUUGGACGAUUUCUCUGUUUUGCUAAGGAUAAGUGUUAACUUAUCCUUAAACGGGAACCAAUGGGUUAGAAUACAUUUUUGGAUCAAUCUGGCAUACAUGACUCCACUGUAGCACUUGCACAGCAGGCCAAAAUGUAUCUCGUUGAGACAAUGUGUGUGUGUGUGUGUGUGUGUGUGUGUGUGUGUGUGUGUGUGUGUGCAAACAGUGCUGAAAGAUCAGCGAACACUGAUCACUGUGACUGUUUCAAAGUAUCACUUUACCGGAGACCGCUUCUCCCAAAAUGUCUUCUUCAAUGGUUGUGAAUUGUGAAAUCGAAGCCUAAUCCUAUAAGGUUGUAUCAGAUGAGGCGUUUGAGUGGCACAACAUUAAAGCUGAUAUACCAGUUGGUUGUGCUGUUCAAAUAUACGUGAUCAACUCAUGUAAUGUAAUCCCCAAGCUCACUAAUGGCAUCACUUGAUAACAAUGACUGUUAAUACAAUAUUAAUAAGCUGCAUAUGGAUGGGUAAAAAGAUACCAGUAUACAUUAUGUAAAUAAAUACCCUGCAUGACUAUUAUGCUGUCAGCCAUUUGUGUAAAAAUACUACGGUAUAUACAGUACAUGCUCAGUAUUACAACAAUGAUUUACACAGGCAAGUCGGAUACAGGUUUGGGAACACUUUAACUGACUUCUCUGUCAUAAGGGUGACAUAACGCUGUCAUAACAUAACACAUGUCAUUUUCGGUCGUGAAAACUGAUGUCAAAAUACUGACAACCCUUUACACUGUCAUGACACAAAUGGAUAUUUAUGUAAAUUAGUUGGCUAGCUGUAUCCUAAGCCAAUAAGCUGACUGAAGCAAAGAUUUGUGCCAUGACAGUGUCAAGUCAGCUGUCAAGCUUAUGUCAGCUGUCAUGACUGUUAAUAACAUAUUUUAUGUAAUUGUUCUGACAUGGUUUAGUCACUAGAAGUAAUGUCAGAGUGCUCAAGAUGUGUUACCCAACGUUGAGACAUGCCAAUAUGGACAUCAGUUUAGUAACACUUACUGUCGUCAGUUCUCUUGACCGCCUCAUGGGGGGGGUUCAUUUCUUUCUAAACCUGGAAACAAAAUGGAGAAGCGCUGUUCAUGUCUUAUCUAAUUUGUUUGUCACAUAGUGUGUUGGAAAGCAGAUUUGUACUUUCUUUACUUUGUGGUAUUCAUUAUUAUUAUUGUGAUGAUUUUUUUUUUAUAUAUAUCUUUGACACAAUAAUUCCGAUCAGAAUUCUGCAAUCCUUCUGCAAAUUACCACAGUUUUCACUUAACGACAAUAUGUGCUCUAUAAUGAUGUUUGAUCACUCUCUUUAUUUUACAAGUCUGUCCCGCCUCAAGCAAAGCCAUCUUUCUUUGGUUCCAAACAACAAAUAAAUAAAGUAAACAACA
Messenger RNA from Oncorhynchus nerka (sockeye salmon), 4955 nucleotides. RefSeq names its product myelin-associated glycoprotein-like. Bases 460 to 2376 code for a protein of 638 amino acids. Lineage: Eukaryota; Metazoa; Chordata; Actinopteri; Salmoniformes; Salmonidae. The transcript has 13 exons. The record is from RefSeq and is a predicted model, not a curated record.